GAGAGAGAGAGAGGAGUCGAGUUGGGUUGAGUAGUCUCAAUUCUCAAAUCUGAAGACGAGCAGGCGCUUCACGUUAGGUACUUUGUGGUGCGCACGAUGGCGAGGGACUGGACGGACCUUUCGUCGGGCGUCCUGGCGGCCAUCGCGGCGCGUCUGACGGCGAUCGACUACAUGGCCUUCCGCAAGGUCUGCCGGCUCUGGGCCCACUCGGUGUCCGGCGUCCCGCCGUCCCCUCACGUCCCCUACCUCCUUCUCCUCGGCGGCGGCGGCGACGACGACGGCGAGCGCAGCGACGAGUUCACCUUCCUCGGCCUCCCCGGCCAGACGCUCCACCGCCUGCCCGUCCCCGGCCUCCGCGGCAAGUACUGCGUCGGCUCCCAGCACGGCUGGCUGGCCACCCUCGACCCCUUCUCCGAGCCCGCCCUCCUCAACCCCCUCACCGGGCAAGAAAUCCCCCUACCCUCCAUCACCACCCUCCCCGACAUCCACCCCUCCUACGCCCCCGACGGCUCCGUAGCCUCCUACUUCCACCUCUCCGACCCCACCGACUACUACUUCCACUACAAGCCCGAGGAGUUCCGCGGCCUUUCCUUCGACAAGGUCGCCUUCUCCUCCAGCCCCGCCGCCGGCGGCCCCCUCACCGUCGUCGCCCUCUACGGCAUCGCGUCGAAGCUCGCGUUCACCACCGCGGGGGCGGACAGGUGGCGACUCCACGACGACGGCUGGCGCUUCCACGACGUCGCCUUCCGCCGCGGCAGCCUCCUCGCUCUGUCGGGCGAUGGGGAUCUGCUCGCCGUCGACCUCAGCGGAGGCUACGCCGACGUCGUCAGGCUCGUCGCCAGCCAGUUCGACCCCCUUGUCGCAGGACAGUACAGGAGGUACCUCGUCGCCGACGACGCCACCGGCGAUCUCCUGCAGGUGUGGAGGAACUUCGACUUCGACGAUGUCGCGAAAACCAUGACGACUCGCGAAAUCAAGGUCAUGAGGCUCGACUGGGGAACAAAUCGAUGGAUUCCGAUCAGCAGCCUGGGCGGCCGAGCUCUGUUCCUCGGGAUCGGCUCUUCCAUGUUGCUCUCGCCCGAAGAUGUCCGCGGGCUGCGGCCGAAUUGCGUCUAUCUCACCGACGACUGGUGGGACAUGCUGUACAGCGAGGAGGUCAGACUGGCGAGGCGCGACGUCGGGAUAUACUGCCUCGAAGAUGCCAGUCUCCAGCCCUGCCAUUCUCCCGACCCUCGAUUCAACUGGCCUCCGCCUGUCUGGAUCUCGCCGUCUCUAUCCUAACUUAGGGAAAAGCUUGAAAUCGUGUCGUGAAUCGGAUUACGUGUGCGAGCGAUGUGGAAUAUGUUACGGAUGGACUAUUUUCGUAUGAAUGGGCUCUAUCGUCGACUGAAGUAUUUAUGGUUGAACUGUAUUUAUGAGAUGAAAUCGAAUAUUUUUGCGGGAUUAUUUAGUGAGCGUUUAACAGUUAUAUCUAUGCGCAGUCAAUUAUUUAGCAUCAUUAUAGUGUCUGGGUGCCAACUAUUCUUGUGGUUAUUGUUCCAUUUGUGAUUUUUUUUUU
Molecule: messenger RNA, 1558 nt
Organism: Ananas comosus (pineapple)
Lineage: Eukaryota; Viridiplantae; Streptophyta; Magnoliopsida; Poales; Bromeliaceae
Exons: 2
Coding region: 97-1281 (394 amino acids)
Source: RefSeq, a predicted model, not a curated record